Owenia fusiformis is the source of this 1496-nucleotide messenger RNA. The record is from the annotation of a GenBank genome assembly. NCBI's taxonomy places the organism in Eukaryota, Metazoa, Annelida, Polychaeta, Sabellida, Oweniidae.
AUGACACGCUCAACAAAUAUGUCACUUUUGAUCAAUAUAAGUGGGUUCCUGGAUUUAUUUGGUGUCAGCAUGUUUAUCCCUUUGAUGUCAAAGUAUGCUAAAGAACUAGGAGCAUCACCCUCUAUGGCAGGAAUGUUAGGCUCUGUAUAUGGUCUGCUGCAGCUAUUCUCUUCCCCAGUUGUGGGUCAAUGGAGUGACAUCUCAGGACAUCGCUAUGUGCUCAUACUAUGUUUGCUAAUUACGGCUGGAGGGUACUUCAUGAUGGCGCUGGCAACAUCACUCGUCUUUCUAGCCAUAGCUAGAAUACUCCCAGGGUUAUUCAAGCACAGCCAGAGCAUUGCCAAAGCAUAUAUUGCUGAUGUCACACCUAAAGAGGACCAAUCAGCUGCCUUCGGGACAUUUGCUGCAUAUUCAAGCAUCGGGUUUAUCGUUGGUCCAUUGUGUGGCGGUCAUAUUGCAAGUCUACCAGGAGGCUUCUCUAUUGUUGCGGCAAUCGGGGCAUUCAUAUUUGUCAUUAAUGCAGCUAUUCUUUGGUAUUUUGUGCCAGAAGCUGUGCCGACUAAAUCAGAAAUAGAUGGCAUUACUAGAGAGGAGUCGACUGUCAAUUUGCGACGUUUCAAUGGUGAUGAACUCAACUUCAGCCCUGGUCAAUUUAUCGACAAUUUCAAGAAAAUAUCUUGGGACCUAUUAUGGGAUAUAUUCUUGAUAAAAUUUUUGCAAGGUUUCGGUGUGAUGAUUUAUAGAUCAAACUUCAUACUGAUGUUAGAUUAUCGUUAUCAAACGACACCUGCGAUGAACGGAUAUAUCAUCUCAUACAGCGGCAUCAUCGGGGCAUUAAGUGGAUUUUUAGUUGGAAAAAUAUGUGGAUUCUACAAAAAUGACGCAAAAUUGUUAUGCCACACUGCCAUUGUCCAAAUGUUUAUGUUCCUUGCAUUAACAUAUGCGCCAUCUAUAUGGGUUCUUAUUUUAUUUUUGACUCCCCUUGGGGUAGCAAACCAAGUAGCAAGGGUAUGUGUGACUAAUAUUAUGCUUCGUAAAAGUGCUAAUACAGAUACUGGGGCCUUAAUGGGUCUCGGGCAAAGUACAAUGUCUCUAGGACGUAUGUUGUCUCCCGCUAUUGGAGGAUUCGCUCAGGAGUUUAGUAUAUAUGGCCCGGGUUGGAUAGCUGUUGGUUCAGCAGGUUUAGCUGUUAUUAUUCAAAUUCUGUUUUUAAAAGAUCCCCAGAAUGAUAAAAAGAAAACAAAUUAAUAAAAAAUAUAAAUAACUCUCUAUUUUACAAAAAUUAAAAUUUGAAAAUGAAUCAUGAUAAAGUGAAUCCAAAAUCAGUGAACUCCGAUAUUGAUUCAUGUUUUACAAAUAAAAAAAACUUGACAUGAAUAUUUCAUUGGAAUUAAGUAGCUUAAAAUCUUGUAGAAUUUAGACAAAUGUUCCACAUACAGUAAAACAUGUGUAAUUUGAAAAGCUUUGUUACAUCAGAAUAGUGUUCCACUUGAAAG